This is a messenger RNA of Anastrepha obliqua, 658 nucleotides long. RefSeq lists its product as uncharacterized. The transcript is spliced from 2 exons. The coding region runs from base 171 to 503 and encodes 110 amino acids. NCBI's taxonomy places the organism in Eukaryota, Metazoa, Arthropoda, Insecta, Diptera, Tephritidae. The record is from RefSeq and is a predicted model, not a curated record.
UAAAUGCAACAUGACGCGCAAACUACAAUUGCAUAACAAACAGAACGUUCAGAAAUGCCAAUAUCGCAGCACUGCAAUAAUCAAGCGUUCAAAAAGACAACAAUUCUAUCAGUUGUCACACAUAAUUUCUAUCAAAAAAUUGUUUACUGCAUUUACUGCAUUUAACUACGAUGUCUGAUGAAAAUGAAAAUCUCAGUAAUGCGGAGACACAGUUAUUGCUGAGAGUACGGUUGAAUAUGGAGGACGAGUUUAAAUCGGGUAGAAGGAAAAAAAAUGUAUUGUGGAAGAAAGUUGUGACCGAAGUUAAAAAUGUAAAUCCCAAUAUAAGACUGGACAGUACCACAGCGCAGAGAAAAUGCUUAAAUCUCUUGGUAACGUACAAGCGCAUUAAGAAAAGAAAUAAUUCUUCCGGUAGAGAAGCUACAUCCUGGAGGUAUUUUGAGGACUUCGGCGAAGUUUAUGGUACAAGGCACUCAAUGACUCCUCCAACAGCAAAUUAUUAAAGUGAAACUAUAAAUUAUUAAUUUUCAUAAAACUUAUAAAACCUUACUUUAAAAGUGGCCCAAUUCAUUCGGAAAUGGGAAUAGAAAAUGUCCUCGGGAAACGACUUUAUUGUUUUAAUAAACGAUUUGUUUUUAGGUAUUUUUCUUUUUAAAGA